UUUUCAGUAAUUGGUGUGAUCACGACUAUGAGGUGGAUGCUGUCGUCUGCAUCCUCAAAUGUUCUCUUAGAAAACGGAUCGCUGACGUCAGCAGAACAGUGCACUGAUAUCAAUCACGAGAAUUGCCCGUGGUCUCACGUGUUUUCAGACUUAACCAAUCGUCUUCAUUUGAUGGAAAUGGCGUUCAAGGAGCAAGUGGUGGCGCGAGAAACAAUCGAGCGUGAAGUCAACAACCAGUCGGAUUUGAAUACAUAUUUAAAUGACAAAUUAGCCUUAUUCAACGAGAAAUUGGAAAAUAUUAGCAGGCAAUAUGAACAUAUGGAAACUAGGGUGUCACAGUUGGCCUCAAAGCUCAGAUAUGACGAAAUACUGGGACUUAUUUUAUUUCUUCUCGUACUGACCGAGCUGAUCUUAAAACUGGAGCCGUUUGUCCGCCAUUGGCUUGUCACGCGGGGGGCUGUAAGGGCGUCUCCGUCAGUGUCAACACCGCGCAGGUCUAAUGGCAAGGAGGUGUCUGGUAAAAAGGUAUAUUUUACUAGAUAUUAUUCAUGUUGUAUCGGAAACCGCGACAAUUUUGAAGUAUUAAAAGACCAGGAAAUACUGAAACAAUUGAAGUAGUAAAUAUGAUGGACAUAGAAAUGCAAAUCUAUGUCUGUAACCAGAGACCUAUAUUAUAGUAU
Messenger RNA from Pecten maximus, 680 nucleotides. RefSeq lists its product as uncharacterized. The record is from RefSeq and is a predicted model, not a curated record. NCBI's taxonomy places the organism in Eukaryota, Metazoa, Mollusca, Bivalvia, Pectinida, Pectinidae. The transcript has 2 exons. The coding region runs from base 28 to 618 and encodes 196 amino acids.